UUCUGUACUCUCUCCGUACUGUAUUCAGAUACGUGCCUUUGUGCACCAUUACGACGCGGCCCUAAUGGCCUCGUAGCGGUCCAUUAGAAGACAACUGCUUCUACGGGAACAGGGCAGCCCUGUUCUCUCACAUACACACACAUACACACACACAUACACACACACACACCCUCACAUACAGCUCGUCUCCAAAUGCGUCCUGGACUGGCGGGUAUAGCGGUGGAGAUGCUGAGCGGUGCUACCUGCAGGGCCAGGCCGAGGCUGGGCAGCCUCUUGCUGGCCCCCGUUACCAAAACAGUGCCGCCGAUAUCAAGUACGGGGAACCGGAGAUUUCGGUCCACGUCCUCGAUGCAGGGAUUUUCAGAGUUGGCAAGAGAGCGGUCGAAGACUGUCACGUCGUUUUACAACCAGUCUGCAAUCGACGUCUCAGCAGAAAAGGCCUCAGUGCGACUGACCUUAGCGACCCUGUUGUAUUCUGGGAAGUCUCCGGACGGACACCACAUCUUGAGCAGCGCCGGGUAUCUACACAAGGAGCUGCCUGUACGGAUCGCUCAUCGCAUCAAAGGCUUCCGUAGUUUGCCCUUCAUCAUUGGUUGCAACCCCACCAUCCUGCAAGUGCAUGAACUGUAUAUCAGAGCCUACCACAUGCUCAUUGACUUUCCCCCGAUCAAGGAUCAGGACGUGGAGGCUCGUUUCUGUAAGCUGGUGCAGCAGCUGCUGGAUGACCACAAAGAUGUGGUCACCAUGCUGGCCCAGGGCUUCAGGGAGUGUCGCAAACACCUGCAGGGACAAGCACGUAAAGGAUUACGUCCGUCUGACGAAAGAUGCUUUGACGUGGAGAAAGCGAACCAAUCACAAGACUCUGCUGAUGACGAUGAGACAAUGGUCCGCAGCUUCCUGGAUACAACACUGUGCUCUCGUCUGGGAAUCCGAAUGUUGGCAACACACCACCUCGCUCUCCAUGAAGACAAUCCUGAUUUUGUUGGGAUCAUAUGCAGACGUCUGUCUCCCAAAAAAAUCAUUGAGAAGUGGGUUGACUUUGCCAGACGUCUGUGUGAGCACCAGUACGGUAACUCGCCCAGAGUGAGGAUCAACGGACACGUAGCGGCUCGCUUUCCCUUCAUCCCUCUGCCUCUGGAUUACAUUCUGCCUGAGCUCCUCAAGAACGCCAUGAGGGCCACCAUGGAGAGCCAUCUAGAUACCCCAUACAACGUGCCUGAUGUGGUUGUCACCAUUGCCAACAACGACAUUGAUUUUGUCAUCAGGAUUUCAGACCGGGGUGGCGGCAUCCCUCACAACAUAAUAGACAAAGUGAUGGACUACCAUUUCAGCACGGCUGAGGAGAGCGCACAGGACCCCCGCAUGAGCAACUUCUUCAACAACAUUACCAACACAGGAAACCAGUCUGGGCCUAUGCAUGGGUUCGGCUUCGGCUUGCCCACGUCUCGGGCCUACGCUGAGUACCUCGGUGGCUCUCUGUCCGUGCAGUCUAUGCAGGGCAUCGGCACUGAUGUCUACCUGCGUCUGCGCCACAUCGACGGCAAAGGAGAGAGCUUCAGAGUGUAAAGCCCCAGGUCAUCCUGUAAGACCCCAACCUUAGGAAUCAGGCCAUGCAGGGGGUACAGAGGGACUUCAGGACUUUGGUCCACAAAGUGAUAGCCUCUACAGUAUGUUGUCAGAAAGCUCCUAAAUUCACCAACCCACUACUUGUUUCUUUUUCUUUUUGCCUUAGACUGAUUAUAAGCUAUGUUAGCUCUCAAGUUGAUGAUUUCGGUUGUUUCCCUUUGUGUUUUGUACCCUGUGGCAUGUCAUCUUGAAAUUUCAAGGGGGUGUAUGAACUUUUGAAUGUUUAGGUUAUCGGGACAAACUGUGCAUGAUAGUGGACAUUGAUAUUAAUGAGGAAAGAUGGAGAGAGAGAGAGAAAAAAAAAAAAGAGCUUCAGUUUUAAAGAAGUUCACUUUUGAAGUUACUUGUCACAUAGCCUCAAAACAGGAACAGACAUUUUGAUGAUAAAUGUUACAAAUUAAACUUCUGAGACACUCCAGCAGCCCUGUCAAAAUCUCCUCACGAAGCUGCUCACAUGCUCCACGAUGAUUAAUAUAACUAUAGUUUGAAUUACCAAAUCCUUCCAGUAUGUUAUCAGCUUUUUUUUUUUUUUUUUUCAGAAUCUAAGGUCUACAAAGGAAAACAGCUGGUUUUGGUGGCAAGCGCACACAAGUUGAACUUCAGUGUCCUCAUAUUAAAGCUGAAGUGCUUGUGAGCAAACCUCAACCCUUGAAAGCCCUUAGCUAUACAAAAAACAAACAUUUUCAGCUGUGGCUGAUAAAUGCAGAAGAAACUGCCAAAACACCAAAUGCUCAUUAACAGAUUUCUGUCUUGUUCUGUUUUGAGAACACACACACACACCGUGAUGAACAUCUUUGUUCAGCAGUAUUUUAGAGGAGCUUUCGGGCAGGGAAGCCAAACGAGCUGUUCAGUUGCCUUACUGUGUGACGCUAGUCCUUCAACUGCAUGCUGACUUUUACUUUUUCUUGCGUUUUUCUUUUUUUUUGUUGUUGUUGUUGUUGUUGUUGUUGUCGUUGCCUUUAUUGGUAGAUGCACACAAAGUCAGUCAGUUUCAUUAGUUUUGAUGUCAGAUGUUUUUUUUUUUGCACAAUAAAUAGAUUUCACAUCGUAAUGCUCAGCACUUGCACCAAUCACGAUCAGUUUUUGACCUUAUUGUAACAACUUUCAGAGUAACAAUAUAACAGAAGUAUUGUCUAACAUUGUCUUCUUUUUUCUGUUUCAUCUGAUUUUUAGAUUUUUUUUUUUUUUCAGGAAGUGUGACAGUUGUAUUUCAAGUUUGCUGUCUUUUUGAAACAAGUUUUGUAUAAGAUUACAUUUAAAAAUGGGUCAAUAGCAGGAUUUUCUGCACCGUUAACUAUGGAAGUUCAGAUCAGCUAAAGUUGCUCAUCAUCAUGUAAUAAUAAUGCAAUUACCUUGAGACAACUAAUGUGUUUUUAUUUAUUUUGGGUUUUUUUUUUUUUCUCCCAAUUUAGAAAUGUCCAGUUCCUUAAAGACUUCAUUUCUUAAGGCCUCAGUAUGCUUCAAAUGUUGUAUGACGUACCAUGUGACCACAUCCACAGAGAAAAGUGUUUAUACCUGUUGGGAAUGGACAAAUUGCUAGAUGAGGUGCAAAAAGCUGGCCAUCAUUUCCAUUUCCACCUUCUGGCUGCAUCCCACUGCCUUCCUGAUCUCACCCUUUUAAGAAGUGGAUGGUUUUUUUUGGUCUUAAAGUGGACAUGAUUCUCGGAUCGUCCGUUUCUGAAAUUCAUAAAAAUUCUGCUAUUGGAAAGGGAAUUUCAGACGCUGUUAGACAAUCCUUCAAGCACUUUGAAGCAUAUUGAGGUCUUUACUCUGACCUGAGUUGACUUUAUCCGCCUCCACUCACUUGUACAGGUGCCCUGACCGACCAGUCGGGAGUCACUAGUGCAGCAAAAACGACAUGAUCCCUCACUGGCUUCCCACCCACAAACAUGGGACAGUUUGUUCAUGAAACACACAACGAGCCAGAAGGUGGGCGAGAACUAUAACCAUUUUAUUCUUUGGUUUUUUUUUAAGCCCACACUCUCAAAUAAUGAUGAAAUUCAAAUGUUAUCUUUUUUUUUUUUUCAUGUGAUGUCACCGUAAAUGUCUCAUCAACUCAGGAUUUUAAAAACAAAAAACAACUGAAGCCAAGUCAUGUGAUUUAGAAAUACUCCCUCAUACAACAGAUAGUCAACAUCAGCACUCCUUACAUUUUGUUGAACAUUCCCCAGUCAGCACCAGUUGGCAAACAAAAGAUCAACGAUAAUGCUACAUUUAUUUAGUUUUAUCUCUGUUUGGAGCAUACGUUAUUAUUUUAGCUUACGGUUAUCUUUUUAGCUCAAAGGGCAUUGGGGAACUUGUGUUGCUAUUGACAAGAACAAGACUAUAUGAACUUUGUAAACCAUCAAAAGUUAGUGCAAAUCAUUCAGCUUUUCAUUUUUUGCUUCUGACAGACUUGACCGACUAAUUAUCAUACCGACUACGAUACCGACUUGCAUCGUAGUCUUUGAGUUGUACAUUUUCUCCUAAAGCUUUAUCAAUAAGCUUUAGAAUCACACACAUUGUUUAGUCAAAUGAGGCAAUUGGACUGUUUGUUUUUUUUAAAAACCCAUAAAUAACAUAAGAUUCUGUAAUGUAUGGAAGCCUGUAGAGGACUAUAUUAAAAUGAUAAUGGAAAUUUGAAAAUGAAAAUGUGUUAUAAUUUUUCCAAGUUUACAUAAUCAUUUUAAUAUAGUCCCUUGCAGGCUUCCAUAGGAAUGUUUAAUAUCUUACAAAUUGAGUAAGAGUUUCAUUUGUCUUUGCAAAAAUGUCUUCUUAGAUUUUUUUCCUCACUGAGUUACAAAUGUUACUUUAAGUUAAAAUGAGAUUUUAGUCUGUGAGACAUCGUGAAAACAUACUUGAACCGGUUACUUAAAUUGUAAGAUAUCAAAACAAAGCCGUGAAUCUGAUUUAAUUUCUUCUUCUUUUUUUGUUGUUGUUUUUUUGACAUUUUAUGAAACAAAAAUAACCCCCUGUGUAAUUCACAGUUCCAGGAUGAUGGAGGAAGGCCUAUAUUAUCUGUACCUCUAUCCGUACUGAGGCCAUGUAUAUGAAUUAAUGUGUUUAUUGUGGCUUUUGAAGGUCUUGAAGAUGUAGUAUAUAUGUAGCUUAUGCAUGUAAAGUAAAGGGGAAGUAAACACCACAUAGCUGCCAGAUGCUGGUAAACACGGUUUGCGUCCUUUUCAAGACACGUUAGCAGAUUAACCGGCAUCGUUUAGAGAUUCUCUUUUAUUCCGAAAUGUUGAAGGAGGCUCCAGUAAAUCUUGGUUGCAGCAGCCAGGCUGUGACUUUUAUGAAGCAUUGAAUGUGCACUGUCUGCUCUCUGCUGGCCUAAAAAGAAAAGUGCAGGCAGACUGAAAAAAAAAGUUUUUGGGAUAUAAAAGUUGGAGAAAAUAUUAUGCAUAAAGAGCAUCAUUCUAGUUUUUGAAGGGGGAAGAGGAUAUAAAACAUAUUAGUUCACUUCUAUUUUCCAGGUUUUUGAUUUUGUAAUUUUUGCAGAUAGAAAUGAGACUUUAACAAAAAAAAAAUAUAUCAUUUGAACAUCAUCUCCAUUACAAAGCCAAACAAUGGAGUCUUGUUACCUACUAAAUGUGCUGCCAUGGAGUGUUUGUCUCCUAGACUGAAAUUUGUUUCUCCCACAUGUUUUCUGUUGUGUUCAGGACUCUGUAGACAUUAAAUUUUACUUGGUUGGAA
Thunnus maccoyii (southern bluefin tuna) is the source of this 5298-nucleotide messenger RNA. RefSeq names its product branched chain ketoacid dehydrogenase kinase (gene bckdk). NCBI's taxonomy places the organism in Eukaryota, Metazoa, Chordata, Actinopteri, Scombriformes, Scombridae. The transcript is spliced from 12 exons. Bases 193 to 1566 code for a protein of 457 amino acids. The record is from RefSeq and is a predicted model, not a curated record. Gene Ontology annotation, molecular function: pyruvate dehydrogenase (acetyl-transferring) kinase activity. Gene Ontology annotation, cellular component: mitochondrion. Gene Ontology annotation, biological process: regulation of glucose metabolic process; protein phosphorylation.